GGCUCCGGGCGGGUUUUGGAUGCAGUCUGAGUCCAAGUAUGAAGAAGAGAUGCCUUCUCUGCACUGGGGGAUAGAUCCUGUAUUUUCUGCAUUUGCAAGACUCUAUAUUAAAGAUAUUAUAGAAAUGAGAGAAUCUAAACAGGUGCCAGGUAUAUUCUUUUAUAAUGGCCAUCCGAUAAGACAGGUGGAUGUUGUUGGGAUAGUGGUUCAAAUGAAGGAGCGAGACGCCUUUUAUAAUUGUGGAGUGGAUGAUAGUACUGGAGUUAUAAAUUGUGUCUGCUGGAAAAAUCCCAUGGUAGCAGAAACACCUUUAUCAGGUCAGCCAAGUACAGCGAGCAGUCUCAAUGUGUUUGAACAGAUGAAGAAACUCCAAGAAACAGUAAGCCAGAAAACCAAGCUGGCAAUUGGAGAUGUCGUCAGGGUCAGAGGUCACAUCCGAACCUAUAGGCAGCAAAGAGAAAUUCAGGCUUCAUGUUUUUAUAAAGUGGAUGAUCCCGUGUGUGAUGUCCAGAUUUCAAGAAUGCUGGAGCUCCCCUCUCUCUAUAGAGAAGUUUACGAUAAACCUUUCAAGGGCCCUGAGGAAACACUGAGUGGCCUGGAGGGUCAGAAUUUCUCAAUCCAUCUGCUGCAUGAGCAAGUGCAAAGCUUUCUAUUAGAAAACAAAAUUCAGACCUUUUACCAGCAGGAGUUGGAAACAGUUGAUUCUCUGGUGUCUCUGGCUGGUGUGCAUCUACCCAGCCCCAGCUGUCAGGAGGUGAAGUCAAAAAGUAACUCCAGUUCCAAAAGGAUUCACAGUGUUUUUAAGGAAGCAAUAAAGAUGCUACAAGAAAAAGGAGUGGUUUUCCAGAAACCUAGCAGCUCCAAGGACUUAUACUAUGUGACUGACCAUGAUAAAGAGCUGUUUAAAGUGACGCUUGAUGUGAUUAAAGAAGACUGUCGAAAACCCAGGCAUGCUGAAAAAGGCUGCCAUUUCCUUCAUGUCCUGAGUUGUGUUCGACAGAGCUACAACCCCUCUCUGGCUGAAGUGGUGAUGCAGCGUGUCUUGGAACUGCUGGAGAACAACAGUGAUGUUGUCAGCACAAUGGAAGGAUAUUUUAUGGUAUUUUAAAGAGAAAAGAUAAGAAAGAGAGGUUGAGAGACUGUGAGAAGCUGUCAUUAGCUGGUAUGAUCUAGAUAGUGGACAAAAAAGAGCCUUUUGAUUCUCCAAAUGCUAUUUUUGUCUAGCUUCAGAGAAAUUGUUCAAAUACUUCUUUUAAUAUUCUUGCUGACUUCCUUGCUAUUCCUAGUGAUAUCAAACUGAUUCUGGACAUUCUAAUCUAGCAGGGAACUGGAAAAGAAACUGUGCUCUUUUACUGGAGUAGGAUGAGACAUUGACCAUCCUCACAUGUGCAUCCAGUGGGCCUAAAGAAAAGUCACUACUGAAGAUCAGUUUACAGCAGUGAUCAUCUCAGGAGAUAUUUUUCUGGCUUAAAGACUGAUCUUGCAAACUUUCAUGUGGUAAUAGCUGUGGAUCUUUCUUUUUAUGUGAAUUUCAUACCACCUAGAGAAAGGACACACAAACAGAAGGAUUUGCCUGUUCUUCCUGGCAGUGCUGGUGCACCUUUGUCUGUGAAUAUGUAGUCCUCAAUCUGGACAGCUUUCCCACUACCAAAGCAACCCUCACCAUUUUCUGUGAGGUAAUAUUCAGGAAUGGGGUCCUACAUCCCUUCCCCAUCCUGCAGCCUUUCCCACUGGUUGUCAAGCACGUCUGCAUUCCUCUGCAUUCCCAUCUGUGCUACUGAUGCCUGUUGUUGCUGUUCCUCUUCAGACCAGAAUUUUCAAAGUCAGCUAUUGUUUUGCUGACUUUUUUUUGUUUUUGACUUUUUAUUGUUUUUCAGUUGCUUCCUACAUCACAAAUGGUAAAAUAUAAAUUACAUGCUUUGGAAAAAAAUAUACAGAAGCCACUGAGACUCACUGUAAUCUCCUCUGCCUGUUGCUUUUUGUCUUUUAUUCUUUGUCACUGUUGUGGUAAAAUACUGCCCAUAUCUGUGCUUGCAGAAGAACACAAGGCAUAGAAGAAACAGCACUGGCCUAAAGAAGGUUACCGUGCAAGAUGUUUGAUCUGGAAUAAUUAUAACUCUGUUAUGUGCAACAGUAAAAAAGCAAAGUUGUUCAAUAUUUAUCCUUAGAGAGGCCUUGCUGCUGCAGGGGCUUGUCUGUUUAAUUAACCUGUUUAAUUUAUGGUGUGGAGGUGAGACCUUUAACUUGAAAAGAGUACAAAAGAUUGAAUUUAUCCUUCUUUCCUUUGCACCUACCCUGUAGCAGUUGAAAUAGCAGACUCCCAGGAGGCAGCUGUAGUGGUAAAGCCCUAUAAGGAUUGACAUAGCAGGGAAAAAUAAACCAUAUGCAUGAGGAAAGCCAGUGAGUAGCCGCAUGUGUGCCAGCUCUCUGGUUUGUUAUAUUAUCUGCCUCACUCCAAGCCUUGGCUGCAGAUAUAGGCUAAGAGAAAAGCAUGACAAAAUAUUUGGCAUUUGCAUUCAGAGGCCUGUGGAAAACUCUGGCCUUAAAGAGAUGUUCGUAUGUAUGAAUCAUUCAUUUGCUGUGUAUUCCCUUUUUGCUGCAGGACUCAGUAGUUGGUUUCCUCACAGAUUUCCCUACUCCUCAUGUUGUUUCUCUGCUUUGAGUCAGGUACCUUCUAGUCAGAUCACAAUAUGGGCCCUGAACAGGUGCUGAAGGGAUGUACCUGUGCGGAAGGAAAUAGAAGAGGAUUAAGGAAGAGCUGUAGAAUAUUUGUUCCUGACUCCCUCCCCAUGCUCUGAAUAGCUCUAAUCAGGAAAAGAAGGCAGAUUCUGAGUCAAGUGGUACUAAAGGGAAUUGAAACUUUAAUUUAUGCCUAUGAGAAGAUACGGUUGGCCACUGGGGAGAAUUGCUUUUUAAAUUCCUGCUCUGAUUGUUGAUCAGUUAGAAGUGAUGCUUAAAAACAAGGCUAUCUAUGGAAGAAGUAGCUUGGAAUAUUGAAUCCUAAAUUCAAAUUCACUUCAGGAAUUGCCCAUAACCAAGCAGUACAUAUGGUUAAAUUGCUUAUUAGGCCUGAAUUUGAGGAUAUUUUAAAGGAAAGUAUGAGGUGUUUCAGACCAUUUGGAAGAGUAUGGCAUCUAAUUUAAGAGACUGUCUUGGCCAUUUUCUUGAAAUGUUCUGUAUUAGCAGAAGUUUCUUUUGCUGGGAAAGAGUUAAAGGAACAGUGCUAGCUCAGUGGGAAAGGUGAUCUCCUCUCUUAAGUUAGAAGAAAGACCCUGGUUCUCCUGAAGAUGACAGCUGAGUGUGUGGGCUGGAUGAGUUUGGGGAGAAAAAGAGAGUUUGGAGAUCAGGUUGCUCUUUAGGAUCUCUUUAUAAUAAAUUCUUACCAAAAUAGGAUUACAUCUUUGGGCUUUGCAGUUUGCAUAGUUACACAUGCAAAUUCUGUUGCCUCCAACUCUGAGGCUGCACUUACUGUGUUUUAGAUGUGUUUCUCUGUGUAAAGUUUGCCUAAAAUCCCUGUCCACUGAUUUUCUAUGCUUGGAGGUAGGAAGGGCAGACACUUCUAUCUGCAUCAGUCCUGCCCCUGUUGCAGUUCCAAAGCACUGAACAACUGCAAAGCCUUGGAGAUGAGGUGGAAGGAACUUAUCUCAGGAAACACGGGUAAGUUAUUCUGGAAAGAAACUGUCCCUGGAAGUUUUUAAGUUGAUCCUUGCUGGUGUGCUUGACUCGUGUGAUGGAGGGUGUGUUCUGAUGGUGUUUGUUCCCUAACAGGAAAAAAGGGAUUUUUCUCAGAUGAGUUGUCUCAGGCAAGUAAGAUGAAUAAACACAAGGGAGCCUAUAGUUUUUACAAGAGUGAAAGGUUAAGCUAAAGUUAAUGGAGGAGCCUAGAUUUAAGCUACACAGAUUCUGUCUAUUUCUACAGAAUAGCUGUGUCUUAAGCUUGCAUGCUUUCUUUUUUCCACAGUAGCCACCCAGCCCAGGUUACUCUGGUUGAGAGCACUCCCUCUUGCACCUACAGGGAAUACAACAUGCAUAUGCCUGCACAGCAGUACCCCGAGGAGCUGUGGGAGCACAGAGCUCACUGUAGGCUGAUUUACCCAUUCACUCAGUAUCUCUACAGUGUGCUUCUGUGACAGCAGUCUAGACAUACCCAUGUUGGUAUAAGUCACCUUUAUGUAACUUGAACUACACACACUAGGGCUUUUACUGCAAAUAAACUGUCUCUCUGUUUAAAGAUCAUAUCCUUAACCAACAGAGUCAUAUCAAGCACACUGUUAAAAUUCUUAGACCACACCUAUGAAAUAUUGUGCAGAGGAUUCAGUGAAAGCAUGCUUUCUUGUUUUGUUUAAUUUAAAAACUCGUUAGCCAACACAAUUAUUACUGGUUUAUUAAAGGACUUAGAAGGUGGUACUUUAAUGUGAAGCUGACAAGUGAGAAUUCAUGUUGUAGAAUUGCUUCAUGGCCAGCUCCAGUUUCCAUAGCAACAGUUAUGCCAGUAAAAGGUAGGUAAGGAAAAUGGAAUUUUUAAAAUCAGUCACCGUUUCUGUUACCUUAAAAAGGUAAGUUUCCAUAGAAAUGCAGCACCUGAGAACAAAAAUUACUUAAGAAUCUCAAUAUUCUAUUCUGGCAAAAUGCAUGGUGAUUGUUUUUCUUGUGAGGAAACAAAGAAACAGCUUUACCUUCAGUCCCUGCCCUCUGCUUAUGUGAGAGGGGAGAUGAGGUUACUUCAUACCUCAGUUGCCCCCUUUUGUAAACUGGGAAUAAUACAAUUUCCCAUGUAGGGCAUAAGCCUCAUUUUUUUUUGUAAUCCUAGUCAUUAAAAGCUCUAUGGGAGCUAUUAGAGAAAAACUGUGGCUGUGUGGGAGAGAGUGAAUGGAUAAAUGCUGGAGAGGAACUUUAGACUUUUUUAGUACUAAUAGCUUUAUAUUUUUAUGCCUCAUUUUCCUUGCAUAUUGCUUUGCUUGUCUUGUUGUCUUGCUCUCCAAGGCAAAUGAGGGUCUCCCUGGUUUUAUUUAUAUCAUAUUUUUCCUGGAAUCAUAUUUCUAAUGACUUCUUAGAUGACUUCAUAAAAAUAGAAACCCAGAUAAAUGAGUUCUGAGUAUUCUUGUUCUGAAAUCUUUAAAUUUGGACCCACGAAGGUAUGGAUUUUACACAA
Pseudopodoces humilis (Tibetan ground-tit) is the source of this 5152-nucleotide messenger RNA. The record is from RefSeq and is a predicted model, not a curated record. NCBI's taxonomy places the organism in Eukaryota, Metazoa, Chordata, Aves, Passeriformes, Paridae.